GGAAGUUUGUGUUUGUUGCCAGUUUGAGGAGGAAGUACUGCUGUAAUUUGAUUGCGGAGCCCGGGAUCGGUGAGCUUUGUCCUGUGUGAUCGCCCAGGGCCCCACGGAGUGUGUUUCGGGCCAGACACCCCAUCAGGGGCGGAACUAGACGGGCCGGGCAGCCAAGCAGGGCUUCAGGAUGUUCUCUGGGCUGCCAGAGCUCGGUGUGGCCAACGGGGAGGAUCUGAAGGAGACUCUGACCAGCUGUACCGAGCCCCUGAAGGCCAUAGAGCAGUUCCAGAUUGAGAAUGGAGUGCUGCUUCCGUCCCUCCAGUCCGCGCUGCCCUUUCUGGACCUUCACAGCAUCCCCAGGCUGGAGUUUCAUCAGAGUGUCUUCGAUGAGCUUCGGGAGAAGCUGCUGGAGAGAAUUUCUGUCAUUGCAUCCGAAGGGAAAGAUGAAGAAAGGUACAGCAAACUGGAAGAGCUUUUAGAGAAAUGCUUUACCUUGGUAAAGAUGCCAUCCAUACAGCCGGUCGUCAUGUGUGUAAUGAAACAUCUGCCAAAGGUGCCUGAAAAGAAGCUGAAAUUGGUGAUGGCGGAUAAAGAUUUGUACAAGGCCUGCGCGGUGGAAGUGAAGAGGCAAAUUUGGCAAGAUAACCAGGCCCUGUUCGGAGACGAGGUGUCCCCCUUGCUGAAACAAUACAUCCUGGAGAAGGAGAAUGUUCUGCUCAGCAACGAUCUCUCUGUCCUUCACAACUUUUUCAGUCUUUCUCCCAAAGGGAGGCGUCAGGGUGAGGUGGUACAGAAACUGACCCAAAUGAUUGGGAAGAAUGUCAAGCUGUAUGACAUGGUCCUGCAGUUCCUACGGACACUCUUUCUGAGAACGCGCAAUGUGCAUUACUGCACCCUGCGGGCCGAGCUGCUGAUGUCCCUCCAUGACCUGGACAUUAGUGAGAUCUGCUCCGUGGACCCCUGUCACAAGUUCACCUGGUGUCUGGACGCCUGUAUCCGCGAGAAGUUCGUCGAUGCCAAAAGGGCGCGUGAGCUGCAGGGCUUUUUGGACGGAGUGAAAAAGGGGCAGGAGCAAGUGCUUGGAGACCUGUCCAUGAUCCUUUGCGAUCCGUUUGCUAUCAAUACUUUGGCUCUGAGUACCAUCCGAAAUCUGCAGGAACUCAUCAGCCAGGAGUCGUUACCCAGAGACAGCCCAGAACUUCUCCUGCUCCUUCGGAUGCUUUCUCUUGGACACGGAGCUUGGGAUAUGAUAGACAGCCAGGUCUUCCGGGAACCCAAGCUGGAUCCCGAACUUAUCACCAAAUUCCUGCCUCUGCUGAUGUCGCUGGUGGUGGACGACUACACGUUCAGCGUAGAACACAAGUUACCGACAGAGGACAAGGCGCCGGUCACCUAUCCGAACACGCUGCCAGAACCCUUCACAAAAUUCAUCCAGGAGAACCGAAUCGCUUGUGAAGUAGGACUAUACUACAUACUACACAUCACCAAGCAGAGGAACAAGAACUCCUUGCUCCGAGUGCUCCCGGCUCUGAAGGAGACGUACGGUGACACGUCGCUCACAGACAUUUUCCUGCAUCUCUUCACCAGUAACCUCACUCUGCUUUCCGAGGAAUUCGGCUCUGAAGAAUUUUGUACCGGCGUUUUUGACGGCUUCUUUCUGACGGCAAUCGCAAAGAAGGAAAAUGUACACCGGCACGUCCUGCGGCUACUACUUCACCUGCACCACAAGGUGGCGCCAGCCAAGCUGGAGUCACUACAUAAAGCCUUGGAGCCUACCAAAACGAGUGGAGACCCCGUGAAGGAACUACACACUCAGUUAAGUGAGAAGUUGCAGCAGAAAAAACCAAGCCCCCCACCUCCAGACCCGGAGACCCCGAGCAUGGAUCUCUCCUUGCACAGCGUGUCCACAACGCCCAUUAUUUAACACGGUCUUGAAUUAGGUCUCUUUUCGUUGUAUGGCUAGCCGUUCUCUUGCCACAUUGACUAGCCCUGUUUCUAAUGGGAAGACUGUCACCUAGUGGCCAUGGGAGCCUUCACCCCUUCAUGCCUGUACCAACUUCAGACUCUGGACCACUUCACUCAGAAAGGGGGGCAUCCUUGGAUGCGAAAAGCAUGUAGUUUCCUCUCCCAUCCCAAACCCUGCUUAGUUUUAAAUACAGUCAUUUGUAGACAUAUUUUGAAUUUUAUUUUUUACAUUUCUCAAAUAAAAAUCUGUUUGGUUAAUAGUA
Spea bombifrons (plains spadefoot toad) is the source of this 2219-nucleotide messenger RNA. It is a transcript of the gene NELFB, whose product is annotated as negative elongation factor complex member B. The transcript has 13 exons. Lineage: Eukaryota; Metazoa; Chordata; Amphibia; Anura; Pelobatidae. The record is from RefSeq and is a predicted model, not a curated record. Gene Ontology annotation, biological process: negative regulation of transcription elongation by RNA polymerase II. Gene Ontology annotation, cellular component: NELF complex; nucleus. The coding region runs from base 179 to 1915 and encodes 578 amino acids.